GGCGGGGCCAGCGUGACCCUUUCGGGGCCGCCGUCGGGUGAGGAGCCGGCCUUCGGGGUUCCCGGCGGGCGGCGCAGCGCGGCCCGUCGCCACUCCUCACGUGCGGGAUGCUGCUUUUGGCGUUGGGCGGCCCGUUGGCGGCCGGACGGCGGCUCUGCGGGCAGAAGGCGACGCCGUGGGCGGCCAUCGCGUUCCGAGGCCUCAGGGCGGCCGUCUCGCGGGGGCCCUCCGGCAGCUCCUCCGGGCCGGUCGGCGGCGGGAGCGCUGGGCGGUGGCCUUUCCGGCGUCCCGCGCCAGCGCAGAUACCCAUUUGUUGGGAAAGAUGUGUUCGAUGCUUAUACAAACAAGUUGAAAAAUCAGAAGACGGAAGACUGAUUUAUACUGGGAAUUUGGCCCGAACAGUAUUUGGUGUGAAAUGUUUCUCUUAUUCUACAAGUGUGAUCAGCCUUACAUUUCUACCAUACAUUUUUGCCCAAAAUAAUGUUGUAUUUGGAAGUCUGCCUUUGCAAAUCUUAUUUUAUGGCAUCAUAGGAAGCUUCACAGUGAUCACUCCAGUCCUGCUUCACUUAGUUACAAAAGGCUAUGUCAUUCGGUUGUACCAUGAGGCCACGACAGAUACUUACAAAGCCAUUACUUACAAUGUUUUGCUUUCAGAAACCAGUACUGUGUUUCAACAGAAUGACGUGAAGAUUCCAAGCAGCACACAUCUGUUUACCACAUUUUAUGCUAAAACAAAAUCACUGUUAGUUAAUCCAGGUCUCUUUCCAAACCCAAAAGACUAUGACCAUCUAAUGGGUUAUGACAAACCAUUCACUUUUGAUAUGGAAGAAACCAGUGAAAAGAAACAGCUUGAAGACAAGAAAUGAGUCUGUUGUUUUUAUGUUUGUGCUUAAAUGUGAUUUAUUUUCCUGUGAAUAAUAAUAAAAUUGCCUUUACUUUUGUUUUCUGUUA
Myotis myotis is the source of this 951-nucleotide messenger RNA. RefSeq names its product transmembrane protein 70 (gene TMEM70). Lineage: Eukaryota; Metazoa; Chordata; Mammalia; Chiroptera; Vespertilionidae. Gene Ontology annotation, biological process: mitochondrial proton-transporting ATP synthase complex assembly. The record is from RefSeq and is a predicted model, not a curated record. Gene Ontology annotation, cellular component: mitochondrial membrane. The transcript has 3 exons. Bases 108 to 866 code for a protein of 252 amino acids.